UCCAUCAAUUAAACAAAUUGCAUCACAUUGCUUUCCUGCGGUCUCUUAUCUCUUGCUUACCAUUCUCCUGCCUUUUCAAACAAAGGCAGAAGUUAUUGUCGUGAUUAUGUCGCUUGACGAAGAGAGCCUCGAGACCGCUGCCAAUGGCGGUACCAUAGACCCCUCGAAAUGGCCCAACAUUGUUGAACCGCUCCUUGAGCGACUCCAACAUAACGUCUACAAUGCGUUCCCCAUGCCCCGCGUGCCCGCAGCACCAGCGCAACCACCCACUCUCCCCUCCGCCUCCACCAUCCUAGCACAAGAUCCCACCCCUACAACAAACAACAGCACCGACAGCACCAGCGCCGACACGAGCAAACCCCCCAACCUUCAAACCCCACCGCGACCAACAGCCACCUCCCCAACCACGACGCCUCUAUCCAGUAGCGAACGCAUCCCGGACUCCCAGCCAGGCCCAUCAUCAUCAUCAAUCUCCACCAACGCACCCACCCUCCCGGCGCCCCUCGACCAUCUCCUGACAGCCAUCGCCACCAACAUCCGCACACUCUUCCCCUCCAAACCGCCCCACACCAUCCAGCGCCUCGCGGAGCUCAUCCUCCGUCCUACGGCGCACUACCGCACCCUCCCGGCGUACCUCCGCGCCGUCGACCGCGUCGUCUCCGUCACCAGUCCCGCGGAUAUCUUCCCCUUCCAGACCACCACCGGCACCCAACAACCAGUGCUGUCUCACCACCAACAGCCCAACGGCACCCUUAACGGCAGCGCGACGGCGGCGGCGGCGGCGGUCGAACCGAGCUUCAUGUUCUCCGUCGACAACGCCCUGGGCAGCGACGAGUCGCUUGGCGGGGCGCUACUCACCCCGAUCCCGUGGUUGCACAACGCUGCGUCGUCUCCCGACGGGGAAGGCGACCAAGAAGCCGCGGGUGGUGGCGUUGUAGGCGUGAUCGGGCAGAGUGAGACUGGGUUUGCGGCGGCGGCGGAGACCACUACAAUCGGCUCAGGGGGUAGUCUUGGUGGUGGUGGAGGAGAGUCUACGACCGCCACGACGACGGGAGAGAUCGAUCCUGAGAACGAGGUGAUGGGCGGCAUGGAGUCGGUGCCCACCGAGCCGGUCGUGGAGGACGUUCCGCAUGCGCGGGGUCCGCCUGUCGUUGGGGUCGAGGAUCUGGGAUUACAGGAUGGGAAGGGAGUGGAGAUGAAUCUCGAUGGCGCGGCGGAGAGUGGCCAGCAGCAACAGCAGCAGCAGGACCAAACUCAGAAGGAGAGCCAGGAGUCGGCUGCGGGACUGCAGGGUGGCCCGCAGCAGCAGGAACAACAGUCGAGUCAGGGAGAGGGCCAGGCUCAGGAAGGUAAUGCUAAGCCUGGUACAGAUGGCGAUGGAGACAUUGCGCUGGAGGAUGCCAAGGCGGAAGAAGUGUCUGCGACAAGCGACAAGGACCAGCAGCAGCAGUAGAAGCAAGGUUGAGGGGGGCUAUGGAUUGGCG
Molecule: messenger RNA, 1484 nt
Organism: Aspergillus fijiensis CBS 313.89
Lineage: Eukaryota; Fungi; Ascomycota; Eurotiomycetes; Eurotiales; Aspergillaceae
Exons: 4
Coding region: 107-1453 (448 amino acids)
Biological process (GO): protein dephosphorylation
Cellular component (GO): protein phosphatase 4 complex; cytoplasm; nucleus
Molecular function (GO): protein phosphatase regulator activity
Source: RefSeq, a predicted model, not a curated record